Molecule: messenger RNA, 2577 nt
Organism: Closterium sp. NIES-65
Lineage: Eukaryota; Viridiplantae; Streptophyta; Zygnematophyceae; Desmidiales; Closteriaceae
Source: the annotation of a GenBank genome assembly
AUGGCUCCCACGGCGCCGUUCGAGCCGCAGCAGCGGAAAUCGCAGCAGGAGGAGGAGCCGCCCGCUGAAAUCCUGCCAGGUGUCGAGCCCGAGGGGUGGAAACGCACCGGCGAGCAAUUGGCUAAAAUCCCAUGGUUCGGAAUUCCAGAGUGGGUUCGGGAGACGUAUGAAGGGAUGCAUCACGGUGAGAUGCAGUUACCGGGAUUUGAAGGCCCUGUGACGCUAGACACGUACAAGAAGCGGUUCGAGCUGCUGUUGCAUGUGGAGGAACUUCAAAUGGAGGCGGACAUUCGUUACUAUGACAUUCGGGGAGUCCCUGUGCUGCCGUGCGGGAGUCGCAAUGUGAGCGAGUUUUACCAGCUGACGGUGCCAGGGCUGGCGGAGAAACGCCCGUCUGUGCUGCUUGGUGAUCGGGUGUAUCUGACGUUUGCGAACGAGGCGGGAGCACGGAGGCGGAUUGAGUAUCAGGGCUUCGUGCACAGGGUGGAGAGGGAGAGCGCCAUCCUCCGCUUCCACCCUGACUUCCACCGCCGAUUCAUCCCCGGCCAGCUCUUCAACGUGCGCUUCGAGGUGCCCCGCGGCCCAGUCAGAGCGUGCCACCUGGCACUGGGUCUCGCAAACCGACACCUGGGGCAGCACGUGCUCAUGCCAUCAGAAAUCCCUCAGAGGCUCUUCAGUAUUGUCCCCGCCAUCCGCCCCUUUGAUCGCCGGCUGAAUGUGGAGCAGAGGGAGGCAGUGGCACAACCGCUGCUGUUGAACGUGGAGCAACGAGAAGCAGUGGCACAGCUGCUGGUGCGCUCUCGCCUGCAGCUGGGCGCACGGCCCGAGCCCUACCUCCCACCCUACAUCGUCUUCGGGCCGCCUGGCACCGGCAAGACCAAGACGGUUGUCGAAGCUAUCCUACAGCCGAGCGCCCGACCCAAGCCGCACCUCCUCCCUUACAUCGUCCCGACCCAAGCCGCCGCACCUCCUCCCUUACAUCGUCCGUACAUCGUGUUUGGGCUGCCUGGCACUGGCAUGACCAAGUCCGUUUUUGAUAAUGUUCAACACCCAAUGAACCCCGUGGUGAAAGGGAUGCCCUUGGUGCGUGUGCUCGUGUGUGCGCCAUCCAACAGCGCCACUGACAACAUCGCUCUCCGCCUCAGAGGCAACCUGCAGAGCGGCGCUCGUGUGUGCUCCUUCCAACAGCGCAAGCAGGUGGAUAUGGCAGCAUCAGCAGGUGGGUAUGGCAGCAUCAGCAGGUGGAUAUGGCAGCAUCAGCAGGUGGAUAUGGCAGCAUCAGCAGGUGGAUAUGGCAGCAUCAGCAGGUGGAUAUGGCAGCAUCAGCAGGUGGAUAUGGCAGCAUCAACAGGUGGAUAUGGCAGCAUCAGCAGGUGGAUAUGGCAGCAUCAGCAGGUGGAUAUGGCAGCAUCAGCAGGUGGGUAUGACAGCAUCAGCAGCCGCGGUCGGGACGAGGUGGACACGGACCUGCUGCCAUUCACUCGCUACGACGACUCCACGGGAACCUUCCGCCUGCCGUCCCUCUCAGAGAUCCACACCGCUCGGGUCGUUGCCGUCACCUGCUGCUCCGCUGCUCUGCUCUACCGCAUGGGCGUUCCCCGCGGCACCUUCACGCACAUCUUCAUAGACGAGGCAGGCCAUGCCAUCGAGCCGGAAGGCAUCAUCCCCAUCGCAUGCCAUGCCGCGCCACAUGCCGUCAUCCUAUUGGCCGGAGACCACAAGCAGCUGGGCCCGGAAGAUGGGAGUUACAUCGGUUACAACACGAGUGCCAUCACGAAACUAGUCAAGAACUACCGGUCUCACCCGAAAAUUUUGGAGCUGCCCAACGAAAUGUUUUACGAGGGGGAGCUGGAGGCGUGUGCGGACGAGAUGGUCCGAUCUUCUCUCUGCCGGUGGGACGAGCUGCCCAACAAAAACGAAUUCCCGAUAAUUUUCCACGGGGUGAUGGGGAAGGAUGAGCGGGAGGGCAACAGCCCGUCGUUUUUCAACCCGUUUGAAGCGACAGUAGUUCUGAAAUACAUUACCUCUUUAAUGGGCUACAGGAGCCAGCGGGUUCCCUUGACUGACAUUGGGGUGGUUACCCCGUAUCGCAAGCAGAUGCAGAAGCUGCAGCACCUGCUGCGAGGGAAGGGGAUGGACGCUGUGAAGGUGGGGAGUGUGGAGGAGUUUCAGGGGCAGGAGAGGCGGGUUGUGAUUGUAUCGACCGUGAGAUCGAGCCAGCAGUAUGUGGAGUUCGAUUAUAAGCACAAUCUGGGGUUCCUGGCGAAUCCAAAGCGGUUCAAUGUGGCUGUAACGAGGGCCAAGCAGCUGCUUAUUAUUGUGGGCAACCCCAACCUCCUGGCUCAGGAUCGCUGCUGGGGUGCGCUGCUGCAGUACUGCCUCAGAAACAAGGCCUACACGGGCUGCCCUCUCCCCGCCUCCAUCCCUCCCCCUGACCUCCCGUCUGGGUCGCAACCUGGGGGAUCCGAGGAUGACGAUGCUGACAGCGCGCGUGCUGGCGCUGAGUCAGCGCGGGCGCUGGGCGGGUUUUCAGCCGCGACUGCUCAUGAGGACCUGGAGUGGCGGGUGGAGGCAUGA